Molecule: messenger RNA, 594 nt
Organism: Trichoderma gamsii
Lineage: Eukaryota; Fungi; Ascomycota; Sordariomycetes; Hypocreales; Hypocreaceae
Exons: 3
Coding region: 1-594 (197 amino acids)
Biological process (GO): intra-Golgi vesicle-mediated transport; intracellular protein transport; retrograde vesicle-mediated transport, Golgi to endoplasmic reticulum
Cellular component (GO): COPI vesicle coat
Source: RefSeq, a predicted model, not a curated record
AUGUCUCCUGGAAUGACCCUCUUUGCCGUCCAGGCAGUUCUCAUCCUUGGCACCGAGGAUGGCUCCCGGAUAUUCACCAAAUACUAUUCUCCUCCCCACGCCGCUCCUACUGGAGGCGCAAGCAUACCGACCCAUCCUUAUACCGACCUGAAGGCGCAGAAGGCAUUUGAGAAGGGCCUUAUCGACAAGACGGCCAAGCAGACCGGAGACAUCAUCCUGUACGACAACCGAAUUGUCCUGUACAAGAUGGAGUCCGACGUCAUGCUCUACGUUGUUGGUGCCGCCGACGAGAACGAGAUUCUGCUCUACAACACAGUAUUGGCUCUUCGCGACUCCCUCCAUCUUCUGUUUAAGCAAUCCGUUGACAAGAGGACCAUUGUCGAAAACUACGACCUUGUCUCGCUCGCAAUUGACGAAAUCGUCGAUGACGGCAUCAUCUUGGAGACAGACCCUACCAUCAUUGUCCAGCGAGUCAGCCGUGCGCCCACUCAAGAUGUUCCCCUGGGCCGCAUCGAUUUCAGCGAACAGGGCGUCAACAACUUGGCACAGCUCGGAAAGUCCAAGCUAUCAGACUGGCUUCGGCAAGGGCUGUAG